Myxozyma melibiosi is the source of this 1857-nucleotide messenger RNA. RefSeq names its product cytochrome P450. Bases 41 to 1720 code for a protein of 559 amino acids. NCBI's taxonomy places the organism in Eukaryota, Fungi, Ascomycota, Lipomycetes, Lipomycetales, Lipomycetaceae. Gene Ontology annotation, molecular function: monooxygenase activity; heme binding; iron ion binding. The transcript is spliced from 2 exons. The record is from RefSeq and is a predicted model, not a curated record.
GCCAGCAUCGUGAAAGAGGGAAGAGCUGUUCUUUGCAACCAUGGCGUAUAUAACCAUGGCGUUUGUAAAAACAUGGUUUCCGGUGUAUAUGCUACUCUUUGAGAUGUACAAUAUCUAUCCGGACAUUAUCGAUUUCUGGCGAGUUCCCACCGUCGGAAAACUGAUCGGAGUUCUUUUGUUUCUAGCCGUGUUCCCUCUGUGUCGACCUCUCCGUCGCUGCUAUCUUAUUUUCCACCGUGCCGUGUUCUUCAAUAUGAUCUACUUCCCUUACCUGUCAAGAAUGCAAGACAUUCCGUCGCCGAGCAAGAUCGAGGUCUUUUAUGGACACUACGGCGCUCCAGCAAAACUCGACGACGGAGUUACAAACCUGGCGUAUUCGCGGGAUGCUCCCCAAGCCGGAAUGCUACGAGUGUCUUCUGCGCUGUCUGAUUUUAUCAAUAAUUUGCCGUCGACCCGAGAGCUUGUUCUUCCAAUCUCUCGGGAGUCUGUUUAUCAGGUUCUCGUCUCGCAAGCUCAUUCGUUUGUGAGGCAGAACAAUCCCUAUUCUUUUCUCUCACGCGUGUCCGGCAAAGGAAUCCUCGUCACAAACGGCGCAUCGGCGCAUGAUUUGAUGCGAUCAAGUCUGCUCCCUGCAUUCACAAAAGACAACAUCAACAGACUAGCCCCCGGCUUUAUCGAGCACUCGUCGAAGCUAGUCGCUGCUGUCGACAGCAAACUCGAUCCUACCUGUGCGCACACUUCUCUAGACCUCGAGGAACCCAUCACCAGAUCGCUCACCGAUUCAACCUGCCAGGCCCUAGUCGGCGCACACUUUGACCUUCUCGAGCAACCCGGGAGCAAGACCGCGCUGGCUUUCGGAGAACUGGCGACAGAAGCCGCAACAUUCACAACCGUUCUCCAUUGCAUGUUUAAGUUUAUGAGGUGGGGUAGUCGCAAUAUUAUUGAUAACUUUGUGCGCGACGCGGCGAAUGCAAAGAUCGCACUGCACGACUCAAAGUACGGAUAUAAGGAUGUUGUCGGCAGUGAUGGCGCAAGUAGCGACAUCAUAAGCUUUCUGCUUGCGCACGAUGCUGCGGAGUGGAAUGCGGAUAAUUUCCUUGCGCAGUUUUACUCGUUACUAGCGAUGCAGUCCGACACUAUUGGCGGCAUCAGAAGAACCCUGUGGUAUCUGACUCUCUAUCCUGAGAUCCAAUCCCGCCUGCGCGACGAAAUUCGAACCGCAUUUCCUGGAGGUGCCGCGUCAAUAACAUCUGCCGGCGACCUAACUUCCCUACGCUUUCUUGACUGCGUUUUGAAAGAAUCGCUACGGCUUGCGCCUCCAAGGAGUGAUACUAUAUAUCGAAAGGCAGUGAAGGAUGUUUAUAUCGACGGCCACCGUAUCCCAAAGGGGACGACAGUCUAUGUCGACGCAUACUUGUUGAACCGACAACCAUCAGUAUGGGACCCAGAUGCUUCCGAAUUCUGCCCCGAGCGAUGGCAACAGAGGGAAAGCGACGCCGACGCUUUUACAGACGAGCAAAACUUGAUGACGUUCUCCAAGGGCCCUUCCAGUUGUAUUGGCGAGAAAUUUGCGCUGCUUCAGAUGAAGGCUUUCUUGGCCGGUUUGGUAGGCACGUUCAGCUUUGAGUCGCCAGAAGAGGAUCCUAUGGCUGAUAAGGAUAACGUCUACUCGGCCGAAAAGCUCAAGGCGCUUUUAGUCGCGCGCGUUCCUGGCUGGUGAACGUGCUUGAGUGUUUAUGGUGUUUAUGGGGUUGCGGAUACUGGGAUAUUGCGGUUUUUGAUGUAAGCUCUUUUAGAUGGUGGUUACUUUUUCAUAUGAGCGUGGGUAUGGUACAUAUAGAGUCAAGGUCGCAUGAA